Ipomoea nil (Japanese morning glory) is the source of this 1385-nucleotide messenger RNA. Its product is annotated as thermospermine synthase ACAULIS5-like. Gene Ontology annotation, biological process: polyamine biosynthetic process. Lineage: Eukaryota; Viridiplantae; Streptophyta; Magnoliopsida; Solanales; Convolvulaceae. Bases 94 to 1092 code for a protein of 332 amino acids. Gene Ontology annotation, molecular function: thermospermine synthase activity. The record is from RefSeq and is a predicted model, not a curated record. The transcript is spliced from 10 exons.
CCACACAACCCAGCAUAGCACAGCACACUUAGCUUAGCUUAAGUUUAGUGUGCAAAUUAAAAUAAAAUAAAAUCUUGAAGAUUAGAUAGAAAAAUGGGUGAAGUUGAUGCAGCUUUCCCCGGGAAUGGGAAUGGGAAUGGUGUAGUGGGAGGGCAAAGAAAGAGCUGUUGGUAUGAAGAGGAGAUUGAUACCGACUUGAGAUGGUGCUUUGCUCUUAACAGCAUACUGCACACAGGAGCUAGUCAGUAUCAGGACAUUCAGCUUCUGGACACAAAGCCCUUUGGAAAGGCGCUGGUGAUUGAUGGAAAGCUGCAGAGUGCUGAAAUUGAUGAAUUUAUCUACCAUGAGUGCCUUGUUCAUCCACCAUUGCUUCAUCAUCCAAAUCCCAAAAGUGUGUUCAUCAUGGGAGGUGGUGAAGGUUCUACUGCCAGAGAGUUACUGAGGCACAACACAAUUAAUAAGGUUGUCAUGUGUGACAUUGAUCAGGAGGUUGUGGACUUCUGCAAGUCUUAUUUGGUGGUUAACAGGGAAGCUUUUUCUGAUCCAAGACUUCAUCUUGUCAUUAAUGAUGCCAGGGCUGAGCUUGAAAGCAGAGAAGAGGGUUAUGAUGUGAUCAUAGGAGACUUAGCAGACCCCAUUGAAGGAGGGCCUUGCUACCAGCUUUACACCCAAUCCUUUUAUCAAACCACUGUCAGACCAAAGCUCAAUCAGGGUGGCAUCUUUGUCACUCAGGCCGGACCAGCUGGGAUCUUUAGCCACACUGAGGUUUUCUCUUGCAUCUACAACACUCUCAAACAAGUUUUCAAAUAUGUUGUGCCUUAUUCUGCUCACAUACCUUCCUAUGCUGACACAUGGGGAUGGGUCAUGGCCUCAGACACUCCAUUUGAAGUGAGUGUGGAUGAGUUAGACCAGAGAAUGAAGCAGAGAGUGAAAGGGGAGAACAGAUAUCUUGAUGGCAACACUUUCUCAUCUGCUUCAACCUUAAGCAAAGCAGUCCGGAUCUCAUUGGAGAAUGAGACUCAUGUUUAUACAGAAGGGAGUGCAAGGUUCAUUUAUGGACAUGGUACUGCCUGCACACACAACCAAGCUUGAGAACAGAAUUAAGUUGCACUAUUGUCUUAAUUAUUAUUAUUAUUAUUAUAGCAGAUCGAGUUGCAGAGUGACAGAAGAGUGGCAACUUUAAAAUAUUAUUAUGUUUUGUUUCUCUAUGCUUUUUCUCUAUGUAUUCUGUUCAUCCAUCUCUACCUUAGCUUGCUGAAACAAUAUAAUGUAGGAACUAACUUUAAUUUCAAAAGAAAGAAUAUGAAGCCCAACCAGGCUAUGAAUUUGUACUGUUUUCUUGCUUGAUCAAGAGUUCAAGACUGUUGGAAAAAAAUAGUCGGCUA